CUCGGCGAGGAUCGCUCGACGACGAUGAGAUGCUUCGCGUGCUUCUCGGAGGCCCGGCGCCCGGCCCCGCCUCCUCGGGUGCCGCUGCGGGGCCGAGGCCUCCCGCCGAGGGCGCCGCGUGCGCGGCCCCGCCGGCCCAGGGCGGUGAGCCGCGCAGCGUGAUAGACGACUACGUCGACGAGUUGCUCGGCGCCCCGCGGGGGCACUCGCGGCCAGUUGCCGGUCUUGAGGCCGUCCUGGGGCGCCCCCCGCCCGACAUCGUGUACGCCGACGGCAGGAUGGCGCCCGCGCCGGCGGCCGCGCGCCUGAGCGCGCGGCGGCCGCAGCCCGCCCGCGCCUCCGCGGAGGCCGCCGCCGCCGCGCCCGCGCCGCGGGGCGCCUACCUGGCCGGCGUCAUCGGCGGCUGGGCGUCUAUC
This is a messenger RNA of Prorocentrum cordatum, 416 nucleotides long. Lineage: Eukaryota; Dinophyceae; Prorocentrales; Prorocentraceae. The record is from the annotation of a GenBank genome assembly.